Pistacia vera is the source of this 2336-nucleotide messenger RNA. RefSeq names its product signal recognition particle subunit SRP68. The coding region runs from base 197 to 2002 and encodes 601 amino acids. NCBI's taxonomy places the organism in Eukaryota, Viridiplantae, Streptophyta, Magnoliopsida, Sapindales, Anacardiaceae. Gene Ontology annotation, molecular function: signal recognition particle binding; 7S RNA binding; endoplasmic reticulum signal sequence receptor activity. The record is from RefSeq and is a predicted model, not a curated record. Gene Ontology annotation, cellular component: signal recognition particle, endoplasmic reticulum targeting. The transcript is spliced from 13 exons. Gene Ontology annotation, biological process: SRP-dependent cotranslational protein targeting to membrane.
UCCAAAACGUCAUCAUUCUAUCGCCGUUUCUUCCCUCCCUCUUCUCUUUAGUCAGAUUUCUUCUCUCUCAAGAUUCCAUUCAAUUUUGAUACGACAUUUGGAUCCAAAACCCCUUUUUUUUAUCAAACGAAAUUCAUUUCUUCCGUUGAAGGUGCGAUUGAUUGAUAAAUAAAAACAAUAAGUUAACUAAUUGAUAAUGGCGAAGGCAAACGAAGCCUCGGCUAUGGAAAUUGACGAUCCAAAAUCAAACAAUUCCGAUCAGAUCAGCCCCAAAUUCUCCAUCAACGUACUGCAACUCCUCAAGUCUGCUCAGAUGCAGCAUGGUUUGCGGCACGGUGAUUACACUCGCUAUCGGAGGUAUUGCACUGCACGGUUGAGGAGGUUAUAUAAAUCGUUGAAAUUUACUCAUGGACGUGGUAAAUAUUCGAGAAAAGCUAUUACUGAAUCCACUGUCACUGAAGUGAGGUAUCUUCAUAUGGUCCUUUAUACGGCAGAGAGAGCUUGGAGUCAUGCCAUGGAGAAAAGACAGCUUCCAGAUGGCCCCAAUGCACACCAGCGCAUUUAUUUGAUUGGUAGGCUGAGGAAGGCAGUGAAAUGGGCCACCCUUUUCUCUAAUUUGUGUGCUAUCAAAGGAGACUCAAGAACUUCUUUAGAAGCUGAGGCCUAUGCUUCAUACAUGAAAGGGAAUUUGUUGUUUGAGCAAGAUCAGAAUUGGGAUACUGCAUUGAAGAAUUUCAAAAAUGCUAGGGCUGUGUAUGAGGAACUUGGGAAAUAUGGAGACUUGGAAAAUCAAGUUUUGUGCCGUGAGCGAGUUGAGGAGCUAGAACCUAGCAUCCGCUACUGCCUACACAAAAUUGGUGCAUCAAAUGUUCAGACCUCUGAACUUCUACAAAUUGGUGAGAUGGAAGGUCCUGCUUUAGACCUCUUUAAAGCAAAAUUGGAGGCUGUCAUGGCAGAGGCAAGAUCUCAACAGGCUGCAUCAUUGACUGAGUUUCACUGGCUUGGACAUAGAUUUCCAAUAUCCAAUGCUAAAACCCGGGUGGCCAUUUUAAAAGCUCAGGAAUUGGAGAAGGAUUUACAUGGUCCAGCAGCAGAUUCUCUACCUUCUGAGAAAAAACUAGUAAUCUUUGACAAAAUUUUUACGGCAUACCAUGAAGCCAGGAGCUGCAUUCGUAGUGACUUGGUCAGUGCAGGUAAUGCUGAAAAUGUGAAAGACGACUUAAAUGGACUUGAUAAAGCUGUUAGUGCUGUAUUAGGGCAACGAACCAUUGAGCGGAAUCAGUUGCUGGUUAGCAUUGCAAAGAGUAAACUCACUAGGCGCCGAGAUGACAAAAAUGAGAAAAUUACUAAGCCUGAAGAACUUGUUCGCUUAUAUGAUCUCUUAUUACAGAACACAGCUGACCUAGCUGAUUUGGUUAGUUCUGGACGAGAUAGAAAGCCUGAAGAAGUAGCAUUUGCUGAAGAAUGUGAGCUUAAAAGUCUGGCUUUUCAAGCGGAGAGGUGCUUUUACUUGGCGAAAUCGUACAGUUUGGCUGGAAAGAGAUCAGAAGCUUAUGCAUUGUACACUCGCACUCGCCAUCUGGUUGAAAAUGCCCUGCAGAAAUUUAAAUCUUGGAACAGUGAUCAGCAACAGGUGAUUGUUAACGAAUUGACAGCUUUACACAAAGAAAGCAGAUCUAACAUUUGCAUAGAGCAUGCAAAUGGGAUUAUGGAGCUGGAGAAGGCUCCUGAGAAGUUGUCCAAAAACAUUUCUACCAUGUCACUAGAUGGAGCAGGAAAAAAGGUGGAAAAAUAUCUUCUGGAGAAACUAGAUGUAUACGAGUCUGCUGUUGGUGAUUCAAAUAAAGGUGUUCCACGCAUUGAAGCCUUCCCUCCAGCAUUCCAAUCAAUACCUCGGAAUCCUAUUGUUUUAGACCUUGCCUACAACUGUAUUGAAUUCCCAUCGCUUGAAAACAGGAUGAAGAAAGACAGGAAGGGCUUCAUUAGUAGGUUAUGGCGAUGAGUUUCCUUUAUGAGGUUUCGAUUUAUUGCCCCACGAGGGAAAAAGAAUUACAGAUGAAAGAUCAGAAAUCAGGUUGCCUUAAAUUUUCUGAUAUCAAAAGCUGAGAAAUUUUGCAGCUGUAUUUAGUUACCUUCCGCGGCCCCCGCCCCGCCACCCCACUUCUUUUCUUUUCGUUCUUUUUUUUUUUUUUUUUGGUGGAUAAUUGCUUAGAAUUCUGGAUUGUGGUGGAUGUUUAAAUUUUGGGCUCACUGGAAUUUGGAAAAUGGAAAUCAACAAAUUUAAGUGGGAACCAAAGUUUCUUUUAUUUUUGAAACACUUUGUUGAUGUGAGAUGG